Molecule: messenger RNA, 1176 nt
Organism: Naegleria lovaniensis
Lineage: Eukaryota; Heterolobosea; Eutetramitea; Acrasida; Naegleriidae
Exons: 3
Coding region: 1-1176 (391 amino acids)
Molecular function (GO): oxidoreductase activity
Source: RefSeq, a predicted model, not a curated record
AUGAAAGCACAAAUCAUUGAAGAUUAUUGUGAGGAACCUAAUUUUAUUCUUCGUGACGAUGUUCCCAUUCCCGAGCCAAAAGACAAUGAGAUUUUGGUCAAAUUAAAAACAGCUUCCGUAAAUCCUGUCGAUUACAAGAUGAGAGAAGGUGCAAUGAAAAUGUUGUCAAGUUUGCAAUUCCCAUGUAUUUUAGGUAAAGACGGAAGUGGAGUUGUUGAGAAGAUUGGAUCCAAGAUCACAAGAUUUAAAGUUGGCGAUGAAGUUUGUGGUUAUUUAACACAAAAGAGAACAGGUUCCUAUGCUGAAUAUGCUUGCUAUGAAGAAGACGAAAUUGUACUAAAACCUUCAGAAAUGACUUUCCAACAAGCAUGUGCUUUUCCACUCGUUGGUGGUACCAUUAUGGAAAUGUAUCGAAGACAUCCUGCUAUUGGAGAAGUGUUAGAUCGGGAAGGACAAUUGGCAUUUAAGGAACAUCGAAUUUCAGAUCCUCUCAGUGAUGAGAAUAAGAAAGAAAUGAGAAUUUUAGUUAUUGGAGCCUCAGGAGGUACUGGUUCUGUAGCUGUAUUGUUUGCAAAAACAUUUCUCCAUCGAUAUUUCAACACCAAGGUCUAUGCCGUGUGUUCAGAAAGGAAUUCACAGUUUGUCAAGUCAUUGGGAGCUGAUGGUAUUAUUGACUAUACCAAAUCCUCAGCUAAGGCUGGAUCUCACACCACACACAAAUCUGAUUCCUCAGAAUUACCAAGUAUUUGUCAACUCUUGAAAACCAAUUACGAUAUCAAUUAUGUCGAUUUGGUUCUUGAUUGUGUUGGAGGUUAUUACUACUAUGAUGAUGUCUGUCAUAAUUCAUCAUGUAAAGAUGCGAACCCAUAUUGUGUGUUUACGACCAUUUCCCCACCCACAGAACCACAAAUGACAUUGACCAAUAUUUUGAAAGUUGGAUCGUUUCUUGCAAUGAACAAAUUGAGAUCCUUCUCAUCCUGCUAUCCAAAAUUCCAUUUCAUCAUGUUGGAUCGAAAUGUUAAGGAUUUGAAUUUACUCAUGAAUCAUGCACUCUUAGAGAAUAGAGCCUUUGAGAAAAUUCCUUUAAUUCCUUUCAAUCUUUCCAUGAUUAAGGAAGCACAGUUGCAAAUGGAAUCUCAACGAACAGUUGGAAAAAUUGUCAUUGACAUUCAAUAG